AAAAUAAUCGUUAAAAACUAAUUGUUUUAAUAAAACUUAUAAUCAUUACGGUCCCUAAUUACUUUUAAUACAAACGAUUAAAGCUGAGCUGAGCGAAAACUAUACAAAAAUUAAAUGCCCUUUACUUUACUUUCAAAAACAUUCAACAUGCCAAAAAUACUUAAAUAUUUGUUCAUUUUCCUAAUUUUAAGUCCGUUAACUGCGUCCGCCAAAUUGAGUAACAACAGUACAGUGUGCAUUGACUGUCGAAAAGAGUCGGUGAAUGAGUGCAAAAUCGACGAGACCGGAUAUAAUUGUAUGCCAUUGCCCGAUUUACGUCAAGUCUUUAGUCCUCAGCUGGAUCAGGAGCUUUUGGAUGCAUUGAAAAAUGAUUUAAAUCCUCCGAGUACCAGCAAUUUGGACGUAUGCAUUCCGAAAGACUUAGACAUAAUAGGUGUUCAUAUCCUGAAGAGGAUAUCUACGCCUGUUGUGUUUGGUCACCGGAAAUGGGUUGCCAAAUCCUACAGUCGAAGUACUUCGAUGGAAAGAAUCCAUGUAUAACUUGUCGAGGGUUCCCUAAUAUGGAAGGUGUAGCACCAAAAUCGUGCCCCUGUAUAAAGCCCGAAAAUACUGGAACCAGCUUGGUAACCCUUAAUUUUUUAUCCUGGUGGAUGAUUCUUUGUGUCUGGUGCAGCCUAUAAAUUGGUGUCAUUAAUGUAUUCAAUUUCUUUUAUGUGUUUGAUACAUAUAAAUGGAUUCAAAAUUAAAAGUACAUAUACUCAGCUCAAUAUUUUGUAUAUAAGUGCUACACGGAUCGCCAAUCAAGGAACUUUUAGCCAUUCAGGGAAUACGCAAAAGUUUUUGGCUCCCAGCUUCAAGCAGCAGUGCCAGCGGAAGCGGAAGUCCGUUUUUUUUUUUUUUUGAUGUAGCAAUUGAAAUAGAAAUGAAGCACAGCAUCAACAGCAACGGCAAAAGCAAUGGCAAUGGCAAUGGCAACGGCAACCGAAAUGAGAAAAGUUGGGCAAGACUUUGGCGGAAAUGUGGCAAGUAAAUUGAAGUACCGACCAUACAAAGGCCAUACACCCAUGUCCAUACCCCCAAGGUCGCUCUUUAAAUCCAAAUUGUUGCCUUUUUGUUUGACAUAAUCGAAGGAUGUGGCCGGCAAUGUUCGUUCUGUUUGUUUUCUUAUUGCUGUUAUGUCUAUUCCUUUGCACAAUGGCAGCAAAAGAAAUUCAGGAAAGGAAAUGAAAGCAUUUUGUGGCGGUCAUGUUGGCACAUAAAAAAGUCAGACGACCAAUGGCAUACUUUUUAUUUAACGCUUGUAAUCGAGAAUUAACAUCACAAAUCUUCUUUCUUGCACAACUAAAUGGACAGAAAACACCAAAUACCUUAUGUUCAAACUACUACAGACUACAGGGCAUCAAAUCGACGAGUAGCCAACAGGCGCUUUGAUCCAUCCACCGGAUUAAAACGAAUAAUAAUACUGAGGGAUUGGUAGGAGAGCCGUAUUAAGGGGACAUUGAACCGCUAUUCCAUCGGACGGCGGCGAACAAGUCACUCAAUCACCAAAGUGUCCAGUCAAGCUUAUCAGAGCACCCGGAUGCCAGAGUUGCAGGAUGGCAGCCACAUCGGCAUCCCCACCGGCACAAUUUCCUCAGCGAAGGGAGUCCCUUUGUCCUUCUUUUGAUUAAAUGUCAAAACAAUUGCCGGCUGAUGCAAAAUCACAGCGCUGCUUGCGUAAUUGCCCAAUAAACCGGAAGCUGUGGAAAAAGAGCCAUUGAAACGGGUCCAAUCAAUACCUUUUCAAAACUAAAGUCCAAGGAUCUCUUUUUACAUCGCAGGGGUAGACUAUUCUGCAGCGAUACAAGUAUCUUUUUUAUCUUAAAACAAAAUAAAUUAAAAACUGCAAAAGGAAAUCGUUGAAAUAAUCAAUAAUGUCUGACUGC
Drosophila elegans is the source of this 1925-nucleotide messenger RNA. RefSeq lists its product as uncharacterized. The record is from RefSeq and is a predicted model, not a curated record. NCBI's taxonomy places the organism in Eukaryota, Metazoa, Arthropoda, Insecta, Diptera, Drosophilidae. The transcript is spliced from 2 exons. Bases 115 to 540 code for a protein of 141 amino acids.